This is a messenger RNA of Drepanopeziza brunnea f. sp. 'multigermtubi' MB_m1, 3558 nucleotides long. RefSeq lists its product as uncharacterized. Gene Ontology annotation, molecular function: monoacylglycerol lipase activity. NCBI's taxonomy places the organism in Eukaryota, Fungi, Ascomycota, Leotiomycetes, Helotiales, Drepanopezizaceae. The record is from RefSeq and is a predicted model, not a curated record.
AUGCUCCUCCUCCACCAGACCGGCAUCCUCAAAAUCGGCGAGGUCGUCCGCUACACCGUAACCUAUACGCCCUCGGCCGACCGGAUCCUGCCCUCGCCGCACGCCCUCCACCUCAAGCUCAAGAACACAUCCGCGAUCGCCCUUCGCGCGGCCUUCGUCCACGGGCCCUACACCCUGUACGUGGCGGCCUACCCGAAGGGCUUCCAUCCGAACGAGCGUUUUGAGCGGCCGGGGACCUACGGCGUCCCGGAGUUCGAGCCGAACCUCAAGGCCGGGGGCACGUUCUGCGCGCAGCUUGCCGUGCCGGAGAAUGUGCGUGGGACAGCGGGGGGUGUGGACUGGCGAGAGAAAUCUGCCGGUUCGAAAGAUGACAGGGAAUGGGAAGAGGGGAAGGGAGGCGGAGGGGGAGGAGAGAAGAGCGUCAGUUGGAUCAUUGAGGUUUCGAGCCAGGUCGUCUUUUCGAACUCGGCGGCCGUGCAUUAUGAGCUGCUGCUGGGGCGUGAUGAGAAGAGUUUGAGUUUGGGGCUUGCAAGUGGCUUGACGGGGGCUGGGGAGAAGAGUUCCGCUGGGCAGGUGGGGGAUUUGCAAGGGCGUGUGCAGGAACUGGGCAUGGGAACGGGGAGGGGUGAGGGACCUGGGAAGUUGCCGAAGGGGGUCUUCAGUCGGGCGAUUAUUGUCAAGGUGGACGAUACGGCGAGUCUGUGGAAUACGCCUAGGAUGCCGGAGUGGGAUGAUCAGGAUUCGAACAACGAGGGAGAAAAGGGGCAUGCGGCGCCGGCUCAAAGCGCUGGUGAUGUUGGGAAGGGGAAUGAAGAAGGAGAUGGACAUAGGACGAAGAGGCAAAAGAAGGUGCAUUUGGUCGUAUUGACGCAUGGACUGCAUAGCAAUCUGGGGGCCGACAUGCUGUUCUUGAAGGAGAGUAUCGACGAAGCGGCGAAACAAGCAAAGAUCGAUGCCAGGAUCCGGAAAGCCAAGAGAAAGCAAGAGAGAGGACGCUGUCCUGGACCCGACAGGGAUAACACAGGCGCUGAAAACGACACCCAGGGAGCCGAUGAGGGAGAAGAUGAGGACGAAGAGGAAGUUGUUGUCCGAGGCUUCUCUGGAAACUGUGUCCGAACGGAAAAGGGUAUCAAAUACCUCGGAAAGCGACUCGCGAAAUAUGUUCUGCUGAUGACCUACCCGGAUCAGCCGUACAAACCCGUCACCAAGAAAUCCGCGGCCUCUAGUCUGUCGCAUGCGAUGAGACCAGAGCAUACAGCGGGAAAAUCAGCGGGCAAGGCCGGUGGACAGCCAUCGCACGAUAACAGCGCUAUUAUUAAGGCUCCGCAAAUAGAAACGAAAUUGGCGUAUAAGUUCACGAGCAUCAGCUUUAUUGGUCACUCUCUGGGUGGUCUAAUACAGACGUAUGCAGUGGCAUAUAUACAGAAGCAUUCGCCAGAGUUCUUCGACUUGAUUGAGCCGAUCAAUUUCAUUGCCAUGGCUUCGCCGUUCUUAGGUCUUAGCAAUGAGAAUCCGAUGUAUGUCAAGUUUGCGCUGGACUUUGGCCUCGUGGGAAGAACUGGCAAGGAUCUUGGUUUGACCUGGCGGGCACCGACAAUUGCACGAAGCGGGUGGGGUGCUAUUGUUGGGGGCAUUGGGGAAAGUGCUCAUAAAAGAGAGAGUGCUCCUGAGGCGAAACCCUUGCUGCGGAUAUUACCCACAGGCCCGGCUCAUGUUGUGCUGAAGAAGUUCAGGAAUCGCACAGUCUACUCUAAUGUUGUCAAUGAUGGAGUGGUUCCUCUACGAACGAGCUGUCUUCUGUUCCUGGACUGGCAAGGUUUGGGCCGUGUGGAGAAGGCUAGGAGAGACAACGGCUUAGUCGGUACGAUGGCAAGCUGGGGCUGGGCAGAGAUCACUGGAGCUAACUCCAGCUCUCCUUCGCGAAGGGCUUUUACAGACGGUGUAGCCAGCGACACCGAAGAGACAGGGGUCAAUACUCCUACCACCGAGGGGCAUAAAGGAGAUGUACCUCAGCCUUCGCCCUAUGCCACACUCGAGGAUGACGUUCUAAGCCCGAAGGGUUUUGAGAGACCAGCUACUGGUGGUGCACAACAUUCUCAAACUUCUUCGGCAGAGCCUACGAAUAAUGUAGGCCCUUUGGCAAGCAUCAUGAAGUUUUUCAACCCCGCUUCUAGUCAAGGCCCGAAGCAUCACAAUGAUCAUCCCAAGCACACAAAGAUUUACAGGCGCAGCCAGACUCUGCGUAUGGGAAGUGAAACCGAUGUGGCAUCUGACUCUUCGAUCGCCACUCAGGAGUCCUAUCCAAAGAAAAACUCACGCGGCAAAGCAACAACGGGCGACGAAGAAGACCCCGAGAGGCUCCUAGCACCUCCCAAGACCACCCUCUUCGAAUCAGCAGGCGAUAUCAUUAAACCCCCUCUUCCACCAACCGAGUUUAUCAUAAACCCCUCAUCGCGCGCACGAACAAUCUUCCACGACCGCGUUUAUCACCCAGAAGACAUUCCCCCACCACCCUUCAAGAAGCGCCCGAUCGGGCGCCGCUCCUCCUUUAAAGCCACAGAGUCCUCGCCAACUGGGUCAAAGCACACCGACUCUGCGCUCUCCACCCAUGACUACGACGACACGCGACAUACAAACCCCGACAAAGACCCGCGCGAUGUCAUUGAUGGCAGUGCUAUGAAGGUCGAAGAGAAGAUUGCGCGAGCCUAUCAUCGCGAUCUCUCUUGGCGAAAGGUGCUUGUAAGACUGGAGCCGGACGCGCAUAAUAACAUGGUUGUAAGACGAAUGUUUGCAAAUGCCUACGGAUGGCCUGUGAUCAAGCAUCUCUGCGACACCCAUUUCGGGGACUCUGAAGCAGCAAACACCCGCGACGAGGAUGAGAGUAACGCUGAGCGCGCUCGCGAUACGAAUGAAGGGCCAGCUCAAGACGGCGGGGAAACCAACGACCCCGAAACGCAUGAACCACUGGAAGAGUCCAGACGUACGGACUCUGAAGUCAGAGAAGCUAUAGACUCUGUGCCGGAUAUGAGCUCGCCGCCCAGGCCUGGCAGGUUGGGAAGGGCGCCGACGGGAAACAAGUUGACCAUUUCCCUGCCGAGUCCGGGGGGAGGUAAGAAGGGUGAGAGUGAGAGUGAGACAACGUGGAGCGAUAGGGACUGGGCGGAUAGUGAGUUUGAUAGCGAUGACUGUUGCGAUACUCCUGCUACCAGACCCCCCAGCGGAGGGUGGAAUUGGACCGAGGCUAUCGCCGGAAAGGGGACCGCGGCCAGUCCCCGAGGUACCGAGCCGAGCGAAAUUGACCGAUUCUUGGGCCAUCAGAGGUUCGGGACGGAUGGGGCGAGCGACGUGAAGAAGGCGGGCAGCCCGGAACGUAAAGUCGACCUUGAGCUGGCGGCUGAGGCGGAUGCGCAUGCGCUGCCGGUUCCGAGUACGGGCGAGGCGCCGAUAGAUAGCGGCGGCGUAUUGUUGGACGCAGUAGGGAGGCUGCAGGUUGGUGCUGCCGAUGAAGGGGUAUCUGGUAAAGAGGAGGGGAUAAGGGUUGGGGAGGACACGGGAUAA